Messenger RNA from Ilex paraguariensis (yerba mate), 675 nucleotides. NCBI's taxonomy places the organism in Eukaryota, Viridiplantae, Streptophyta, Magnoliopsida, Aquifoliales, Aquifoliaceae. The record is from the annotation of a GenBank genome assembly.
AUGAGGAAUUAUGAGUGGGAACUUUGUGCAAGAGAGGUGAAGUUUAGGCUGGCUUAUGUUGCUCCUGAAUCUAGAGUGGUGGGUGCUGGAGACUUGGUAGAUCAUCCAAAAAAAAUUGCUCUUAAUUACCUUAAAGGAUACUUUCUUAUUGAUUUGUUUGUUGUAUUACCGCUUCCUCAAGUAAGUUGCCUUUCUCUUGCAUGUUAAUUUUGCAUUUCUUUCAUUCUACAUUAUUUCACAAUUUUUUGAGAUCAGCAAACCAUUACGAAACAUCAUCAAUAUCCUAUGCUGGUCCCACAAAUGUAAGGGCCAGGGGUGGACUUGCAUAAUGUGGGCUCUAUAGAACUUAAGCUGGUGUUUUCAUUCACGUGCAAGUCCACAGCCAUUUUAAUUUCCAAAGUAGCGGAAAUGUGUGACUUGGCAUUUUACGAAAUUGAUUUAACUAACUAUGUGGGAUAUCUAAUUAUUUAGUCCAUUCAGGUUAGGACCUAGGUCACCCCUUCAGACCUUAGCAUUGUUUGGAGCAACACUGGGUAGUAAGCCUGUUUUUGAGUUUCCACAUUUACGGACUAAUUCUGGCAAGUUGGGCCACAUGGGAUUUGCGAGCCAUAUUUGUAAUUGUGCAGUAUCCAUCCAUCUUAAUAGAGAUGUAAGACCCUUCAAGUGAGACAUGUA